Pseudophryne corroboree (corroboree frog) is the source of this 3479-nucleotide messenger RNA. RefSeq names its product zinc finger protein 665-like. NCBI's taxonomy places the organism in Eukaryota, Metazoa, Chordata, Amphibia, Anura, Myobatrachidae. The record is from RefSeq and is a predicted model, not a curated record. Gene Ontology annotation, biological process: regulation of transcription by RNA polymerase II. The transcript is spliced from 6 exons. Bases 305 to 3073 code for a protein of 922 amino acids. Gene Ontology annotation, molecular function: RNA polymerase II cis-regulatory region sequence-specific DNA binding; DNA-binding transcription factor activity, RNA polymerase II-specific. Gene Ontology annotation, cellular component: nucleus.
UUUGCGUUCCACACACAGGAAGGGAGUUUUCUUCGGUUGCUGCAGCCUCCCAGUGUCCGUCGUGAUCAGGAUUACACAGUAGUGAGGAAGACAUCCGGUGAGUGUGAGACACCCAGCAGCCAUCACCAUGUGUCAGGAGGACUGAGCAGGACCCAGAGCCCCAUCACGGUGCCUCCACCUCACUCACUGAUACAUGAGAAGCACAAUGACCAGAAGAUCCUGGAACUCACCAACAAUAUCAUUCAGCUGUUGACUGGAGAGGAGGGGGAGUAUAUAGAGGAACACGGGUCUGUACAAGUACGUGAUGAUGGAGAAUCACCGGCCCCUCACAUCACUGGAUGGGCCCAGUAACAGAGAUACCCCAGAGAGAUGUCCCCGUCCUCUGUAUUCCCAGGAUUCUACAGAGGAGAAUCACAGGAUCCCACAGGAGGAUCAGGAAGAACGUCUGUCUGAUAUUAAAACAGAAGAUAUAGAGGCAGAAGAAGAGACGUAUGUGACUGAUAUGAAGGCAGAAGAUGUAAAGGAAGAAGAAGAGAUGAAUGUGACUGAUAUAAAGGUAGAAGAUACAGAGGGAGAAGAAGAGACGUAUGUGACUGAUAUGAAGGCAGAAGAUAUAGAGGGAGAAGAAGAGACGUAUGUGACUGAUAUGGAGGCAGAAGAUAUAGAAGGAGAAGAAGAGACGUAUGUGACUGAUAUGAAGGCAGAAGAUAUAGAGGGAGAAGAAGAGACGUAUGUGAGUGAUAUGAAGGCAGAAGAUAUAGAGGGAGAAGAAGAGACGUAUGUGACUGAAAUGAAGGCAGAAGAUAUAGAGGGAGAAGAAGAGACGUAUGUGACGGAUAUGAAGGCAGAAGAUAUAGAGGGAGAAGAAGAGACGUAUGUGACUGAUAUGAAGGCAGAAGAUAUAGAGGGAGAAGAAGAGACGUAUGUGACUGAUAUGAAGGUAGAAGAUAUAGAGGGAGAAGAAGAGACGUAUGUGACUGAUAUGAAGGUAGAAGAUAUAGAGGGAGAAGAAGAGACGUAUGUGACUGAUAUGAAGGCAGAAGAUAUAGAGGGAGAAGAGACGUAUGUGACUGAUAUGAAGGCAGAAGAUAUAGAGGGAGAAGAAGAGACGUAUGUGACUGAUAUGAAGGUAGAAGAUAUUGAGGGAGAAGAAGAGACGUAUGUGACUGAUAUGAAGGCAGAAGAUAUAGAGGGAGAAGAAGAGACGUAUGUGACUGAUAUAAAGGCAGAAGGUAUAUCGGGAGAAGAAGAGACUUAUGUGAGGGGUGAUCAGCAGUGUAAGGAGGAGGAGAUCCCUACAGAUAUCGGCACAGCAGAUGGACACACAAGCAGGAAUAUCUCAGAAGGACAUCUAAUGUUAUCCCCAGAUUGUGACAUAAAAGAUAAUGACAGUAUACAGGAUUCUCCAGGAGCUGACCCCAUUACCCCAAUUAUACAUCCAGCUCUAUCAGCUGAUCCCUCUGAUCCUGGGAAAUGUUCUACUGAUCACUCUGAUAUUGGAGCAUCUGUUACAGCUCUGACAGUAGAUACAGUGUUUCCCUGUUCUAUAGAUGCCAAAUGUUUUACACAGAACACAAAGCUUAUCACCCAUCAGGCAGCUAAGGCAGAUAAGAGGCCAUUUCCAUGUUCUGAGUGUGGGAAGUGUUUUACAUACAAAUCAUCUCUUGUUAGACAUCAGAGAAGUCACACAGGUGAGAUGCCAUUCCCAUGUUCUGAGUGUGGGAAAUGUUUUAUACAAAAAUCACAUCUUGUUACACAUCAGAAAAGUCACACAGGUGAGAUGCCAUUCCCAUGUUCUGAGUGUGGGAAAUGUUUUAUACAAAAAUCACAUCUUGUUACACAUCGGAGAAGUCACACAGGUGAGAGGCCAUUUCAAUGUUCUGAGUGUGGGAAAUGUUUUACACGGAAAUCACAUCUUGUUACACAUCUGAGAAGUCACACAGGUGAGAGGCCAUUUCCAUGUUCUGAGUGUAGGAAAUGUUUUACACGGAAAUCAUAUCUUGUUACACAUCAGAGAAGUCAUACAAAUGAGAGGCCAUUAACAUGUUCUGAAUGUGGGAAAUGUUUUUUAAGUAAAUCAAACCUUGUUACACAUCAGAUAAGUCACACGGGUCAGGGGCCAUUUUCCUACUCCGAGUGUGGGAAAUCUUUUUCAAGUAAGUCACAUCUUGUUGCACAUCAGAGAAGUCACACAGGUGAGAGGCCAUUUCCAUGUUCUGAGUGUGGGAAAUGUUUUUUAAUUAAAUCAAAGCUUGUUAGACAUCAGAGAAGUCACACAGGUGAAAGGCCAUUUCCAUGUUCUGAGUGUGGGAAAUGUUUUUUAAGUAAAUCAAACCUUGUUACACAUCAGAUAAGUCACACGGGUAUGGGUCCAUUUUCCUGCUCUGAGUGUGGGAAAUGUUUUACAAGUAAGUCACAUCUUGUUGCACAUCAGAGAAGUCACACAGGUGAGAAGCCAUUUGCAUGCUCAGAGUGUGGGAAAUGCUUUACACAGAUAUCAAAUCUGAAUACACAUCAGAGAAGUCACACAGGUGACAGGCCAUAUCCAUGUUCUGAAUGUGGGAAAUGUUUUCAAGUGAAAUCAUAUCUUUUUAGACAUCAGAGAAGUCACACAGUUGAGAGGACACUUUCAUGUUCUGAGUGUGGGAAAACUUUUACAGCGCUAUCACAUCUUGUUAAACAUGAGCGAAUACAUACAGGUGAGAAACCAUAUUCCUGUUCUGAGUGUGGGAAAUGUUUUACGAACAAAUUUUCUCUUGAUGCACAUGUGAGAAGUCACACAGGUGAGAAGCCAUUUCCAUGUUCUGAGUGUAAGAAAUGUUAUACUCACAAAUCAUCUCUUGUUAUACAUCAAAGAAGUCACACAGGUGUGGGGCUGUUUCCAUGUACUGAGUGUGGGAAAAGUUUUGCACAGAAAUCAGAUCUUGUUACACAUCAAAGAAGUCACACGGGUGAGAAGCCAUUUCCAUGUUCUGAGUGUGGGAAAUGUUUUACACAGAUAUCAAGUAUGAUUAAGCAUCAGAGAAGUCACACAGGUGAGAAGCCAUUUGCAUUCCCUGCGUGUGAGAAAUAAAUCAUCUUUUUUUAAAAUUGUUAAUUGAUAAGAAGAAAUGUAACACACGUGUAACAUUAUUAAUACAGAACAAUAAAGGCGAACAGUCAAAUCCACUGUCCGUACAUCAUAGUGAUAUGUUUAAUUGUAGGAUACUAAGAAACAAGGUAGUGUAUUCCCUAGUGAUCAUGAAAUACAGUAUAACAAAAUAAACCAACUACACAAGUGUAUGACUAUAGUUAGUUGCGGAGUGGUAAAUAUCCAAUGGCGAGAGCUCUGUUCAAAGAUACUCAAAACGGUGGUGACCCAUCAGUAAGAGUUACUACAUUAUACCAAGUUGUUAACCUUACCACCUUACGAAUACUUUCUUUGGUAUUAACGGGCAGUGUGAUUAGAAAAGGAAGCCAGAUCUCAAGAAACUUAGCAG